Pochonia chlamydosporia 170 is the source of this 816-nucleotide messenger RNA. RefSeq lists its product as hypothetical. NCBI's taxonomy places the organism in Eukaryota, Fungi, Ascomycota, Sordariomycetes, Hypocreales, Clavicipitaceae. The transcript has a single exon. The coding region runs from base 1 to 816 and encodes 271 amino acids. The record is from RefSeq and is a predicted model, not a curated record.
AUGCAACGACAACCGUCACCACCAUCAGCGUCAUCAUCAUCAUUCUCACCACCAACUCCCCAUCGACGCUCCAGAUCUCCCUCCCAAUCAGUAUCCCCCACCCGCGCAAGAUCAUACAUGUCACACAGAUCCUCUCACGCCUCACGUUCUCCCUCCCGAACACCAUCCCAAUCCCGCUCCCCGUCACGAUCAAGACCACGAUCAAGACGCAGCUCCUCACGCCCAGCAUCUUCACAGCACAGCCGCUCACCGUCACGACACGUCCCCUCCCAACAGGAACGAGACCACAACCGCGGCAAACUCAUCAAAGACUCGGCGGGCCUCCUUCUGGGUAUUGGUGUCGCGGCCAUUGUGGCGCACAAGUUCUGGCCAAAGGGCAUGCUGUACGGCGGCAAGGAAGACUGGGAGAACAAGGUGGAAAAGGUCAAGGACAAGAUCCUCGGGGACGAUGGGGACGACAGACAGAGACGGAAUUCUCGGCGGGACAGAGCGCGCAGUGGUGAUAGAGGAGGGUAUUAUGAGGAGAGGGUGGGUGUGCGUGGGCAGGCGCCUUUGACGAGGAGUAGGAGUGCGAGGGAGGGGGAUCGGGGACGAAGCUUGGAUGGGAGACGGAGAGUGUACCAGGAGGUUGAUGCGAGGUGGGAGAGGGGGCCGAGAUAUCAGCGGGAGUGGACGAGGGAGAGGAGGGAGCCGUCGUAUGCUUCGGAGAGACAGUAUUAUCAGAGGGCUGGUGACGGACAGUAUCUCGCUCGGGAUGAUCAUGUCGUUGUUGUUGAGAGGGAUGUGCCGCGCCAUGGUGGCCGUGGGUACAGAUGA